This is a messenger RNA of Iphiclides podalirius (scarce swallowtail), 483 nucleotides long. NCBI's taxonomy places the organism in Eukaryota, Metazoa, Arthropoda, Insecta, Lepidoptera, Papilionidae. The record is from the annotation of a GenBank genome assembly.
AUGGCUCAAACGGCAGGAGUAAAGCCUAUAACUAUUGUUGGUCGUGUGGCAUCAGAACGAGAAAGAUGUCUUGGUAUGACUGAUGCAGAAAGGGCUUGGCGAAAACAAUGGUUAAAAGACCAAGUCUUAGCUGCAAAUGAACCGGUAUAUGUAGAGGAAUACUGGAGAGAACGUACUAAUCCUAUACGUCGAAUCUAUCGUAAACCUCUGGAUGUGUUUUACACAGCACUUACCCCUUUUUUGGGUGCUCAACGUGCUGCGGACUAUAGAUAUAUAACUGGAAAACUUGGGCUUAUGGCUCUUGGUAUCUUGGGUAUACAUUACUACUUUAAAUAUCAUGGAAAUGAUUGGACAAAGAAAGGAGGUUGGAGAGUAAUAAGAACCAAGCCUAUGGUUCUACCAGGCCAACCUGGUUUUCCAUUCAAAUCAGAGCGGACACAGGACUCUGAUUAUGCCAAUAGAGGAUUCAAAUCUUCUCCCUUG